Molecule: messenger RNA, 1739 nt
Organism: Marasmius oreades (fairy-ring Marasmius)
Lineage: Eukaryota; Fungi; Basidiomycota; Agaricomycetes; Agaricales; Marasmiaceae
Exons: 2
Coding region: 216-1589 (457 amino acids)
Molecular function (GO): protein binding
Source: RefSeq, a predicted model, not a curated record
CUGGGAACUCAUGAUCAUGCCGUCUAUACUUCUAUCUAUCGAUUAUCGCCGUGCGCCGAAGAGUCAUCGCAAGCUUUCAAUCAGCAGAUUGGUUAACUUUCAAGGCGUUUCUCACGCCGACGCCUUUCCUCAUUUCUCGUCCUUCACCUCGAAGACUUCUCUUAGCCUCUGGCUCCUUACAACAAGGCUUCAUCGAUUCUGUUGGUUAUUGGCACAUGGAAAACCAGGUCGUGUUUGGUAGCGAUCUCCAAGCAAUGCAGGGUCGUCUUGACACCCAUAGGAUGUCCUCGGACGGGCAUUCCAUCCUUCCAGCGAUCAAUGCUAUCCCUGCCGAAAUCUUGAUCAACAUUUUUCGAUACUUCCAACCUGCCUACUUUGGGCCGAAAUGCGACAUACCUCCAAUCGUUGACCUCAUUCGCGUCUGCAAGCACUGGCGAACAGUCGCAUUGAAUGAAUCCUCUCUUUGGUCGACAAUUAACUUGGAUAACCCGAAGCAUUUUCAUGUCACCAUGGUUCGCCAAUGGCUCGAGAGGUCUAAAGCCUGCCCCUUGAUAUUAUCGUUAAGGGUGUAUCAUCUUCAUGAAGCGGAAGAGAUGACCGUUCUGGUGGAGACAGUACUGUCUAUUUUUAUACAACAUCUCUGUCGGUGGAGCUCCAUCGCUCUACAUUUGGGGAACGUUCCAAUUCGUUCACAAUCGCCUCUCCUGAACCUUCCCGUAUCACACUCAGCGGCUCCGCUCUUGGAGAAAGUACACAUUUAUCACAUCGGCAGCUCCACGCCUGAAGUUUGCAGGACCCUUUGGAAAGCUAUUGGUAGUUAUCCCUCAGUCCGAUCCGCCGAAUGGAUCGAGGGAAAUGAUCUAGGGACAUGCCUAUCUAGCGUCCUGUCGGCACCAUGGAAAAACCUCAUUCACCUGACUUCUCGGUUCCUCCUUGACGAUGCUUUUCUGAAAUUUCUUGCUGGUUGCCCAACUCUCGAGUUUUUACAUAUCAUCUCCCUCCACGAAUCAAACUCCCCCUUAAACCCUCGACCUCGUAUAUCCCUUCCAUCUCUCCAUACACUAAGUUGUUCAUCAUAUCCUUCCAUUCCCUUAUCUCAACUCCUGGACCACCUCGAGGUCCCGAAAUUGACCUCUCUCAUAUUGAACGAUUACUGUGGUCAAUGGAUCAGCUUACUCGAACGCUCCGCCUGUCGUUUACGGGAUCUAUCGAUAUACGUUCGUGCAUGGCCUGAGGUGGAUAUAAGUCAAUUAUUACUGUCCUCCCCCAUGACACAUGUAGAGAAGCUGGAUGUGACCCUUGCGUCCUCCAAACUGUCGGCAGACAGCAUUCUCCAGGCCCUUACUCAAAAAGAAGGAGUUACUUCCUUACCUUCCUUACGGCAGCUCAAACUAUAUCUGAGUGGUUUCCAGGCCGGAUUGCUUUCGACCAUGUUGGAGUCACGCCUCUCGGACUCAUCAUGUUCGUUGAGGAAAAUAUCUUUAAAUUUGAGUCUUGGUCGAUCGGCCCGCAAUGGUGGUGACAGUGCAGACAUAGAGUUCUUGAAGAAUCUGAAGAUUGAUGGGGUUGACCUUGAGUAUUUUCUUUGAACUUUCCGCAUCUAAUGUAGUGUUCGUACACGAAAUCUUUGUUGCCAUAUCUAAAAAGAAAUGCGGACUCCACUAGUCCUACCUUCUAUCAAUAGUAUUACAUCCGGGCCACCGUCUACAAAUCUAUCUGCCUUAAGAGGUGUUCCGACG